UUUAUUGCCUUGCGAUCAGCCCCGGGCAGGGGGAAGCUGCCCCCCGCCCCGCUGCUGCCGCUGCUGCGCGGCCCCGGCUGCUGUCGCCGCCUCGCCCCGGACCUGCCGCCCGGACUGGCCCCGCUACCUGCCCUGCCCGGGAGGAGCCCCUGCCCUCGCCCCGGGAGGAUGGAGGUCCUGCAGCUCCUGCGCCUGCUCCUCACCACCACUAUGCUGGGCCUCUCCCAAACGGUGAACCCCUUUGUGGCCCAGCAGACCCCCCCAGACCCUUGCUACGACGAGAACGGGGCCCCUCGCCGCUGCAUCCCCGAGUUUGUCAACGCCGCCUUCGGGAAGGAGGUGCAAGCCUCCAGCACCUGCGGGAAGCCCCCGACGCGGCACUGCGACGCCUCGGACCCCCGCCGCGCCCACCCCCCCGCCUACCUGACCGACCUCAACACCGCCUCCAACAUGACCUGCUGGCGCUCCGAGACCUUCCACCACUCGCCCCACAACGUCACCCUCACCCUCUCCCUGGGCAAGAAGUUCGAGGUGGUCUACGUCAGCCUGCAGUUCUGCUCGCCCCGGCCCGAGUCCACCGCCAUCCUCAAGUCCAUGGACUACGGCAAGACCUGGGUGCCCUACCAGUACUACUCCUCCCAGUGCCGCAAGAUCUACGGCAAGCCCAGCAAAGCCACCGUCACCAAGCAGAACGAGCAGGAGGCCCUCUGCACCGACGGCCUCACCGACCUCUACCCUCUGACGGGCGGCCUCAUCGCCUUCAGCACCCUCGACGGGCGGCCCUCCGCCCAGGACUUCGACAGCAGCCCCGUGCUGCAGGACUGGGUGACGGCCACCGACAUCCGCGUGGUGUUCAGCCGGCCGCACCUCUUCCGUGAGCUGGGCGGCCGGGAGGGCGGCGAGGAGGAGGGAGGCACCGGCUCGACGCCCUAUUACUACGCGGUGGGGGAGCUGCAGGUGGGCGGGCGCUGCAAGUGCAACGGCCACGCUGCGCGCUGCCUCCGCGACAAGGAGCAGAAGCUGGUCUGCGACUGCAAGCACAACACCGAGGGACCCGAGUGCGACCGCUGCAAGCCCUUCCACUACGACCGGCCCUGGCAGCGGGCCAGCGCCCGCGAAGCCAACGAGUGCCUGGCCUGCAACUGCAACCUGCACGCGCGGCGCUGCCGCUUCAACAUGGAGCUGUACAAGCUGUCGGGGCGGCGCAGCGGCGGCGUCUGCCUCAACUGCCGCCACAACACCGCCGGCAGGCACUGCCACUACUGCAAGGAGGGCUUCUACCGCGACCUCAGCAAGGCCAUCACCGACCGCAAGGCCUGCAAAGCCUGUGACUGCCACCCCGUUGGGGCAGCUGGCAAGACCUGCAACCAGACGACGGGGCAGUGCCCGUGCAAGGACGGCGUCACCGGCCUCACCUGCAACCGCUGCGCCAAGGGCUACCAGCAGAGCCGCUCCCCCGUGGCCCCCUGCAUCAAGAUCCCUGCCAUCAACCCCACCUCCCUCAUCACCAGCACCGAGGCACCUGCAGACUGUGACUCCUACUGCAAGCCAGCGAAGGGCAACUACAAGAUUAACAUGAAGAAGUACUGCAAGAAGGACUAUGUGGUCCAGGUGAACAUCUUGGAGAUGGAGACGGUGGCCAACUGGGCCAAGUUCACCAUCAACGUCCUCUCCGUCUACAAGUGCCGCGACGAGCGGGUCAAGCGCGGCGACAACUUCCUCUGGAUCCACCUGAAGGACCUGUCCUGCAAGUGCCCCAAGAUCCAGAUCAGCAGGAAGUACCUGGUGAUGGGGAUGAGCGAGAGCUCCCCGGACCGGCCGGGGCUGAUGGCCGACAAGAACAGCCUGGUGAUCCAGUGGCGCGACGCCUGGACGCGGCGCCUGCGGAAACUGCAGCGGCGCGAGAAGAAGGGCAAGUGCCUCAAGCCCUGAGGCCUCGCCCCCUCGCCCUCUCCCACCCCCAGCC
Messenger RNA from Dryobates pubescens (Downy woodpecker), 1966 nucleotides. RefSeq names its product netrin 3 (gene NTN3). The record is from RefSeq and is a predicted model, not a curated record. NCBI's taxonomy places the organism in Eukaryota, Metazoa, Chordata, Aves, Piciformes, Picidae. The transcript is spliced from 7 exons. The coding region runs from base 169 to 1932 and encodes 587 amino acids. Gene Ontology annotation, molecular function: protein binding.